Stegodyphus dumicola is the source of this 7148-nucleotide messenger RNA. RefSeq lists its product as uncharacterized. Gene Ontology annotation, cellular component: nucleus. Gene Ontology annotation, molecular function: transcription coregulator activity; transcription factor binding. The record is from RefSeq and is a predicted model, not a curated record. NCBI's taxonomy places the organism in Eukaryota, Metazoa, Arthropoda, Arachnida, Araneae, Eresidae. Gene Ontology annotation, biological process: negative regulation of DNA-templated transcription.
GCAGCAGACGCACGAGGUUGGUGGACCGAUCAACAACGUAUGACGAGGCUGCUCUGCGAAGUCGACGUUUCUUCUUCGUCCGUUCCCAUUAAAUGAAACUCAUUUAUCACUUCACCAUCUGUUAGUGAUCAACUGCAAUGCUUCUUCGCCACGAGACUGACCUACGGAAGAGUUAUACAAAUUUAAAAGGACAGUGUUGUGUUUAUGUCCGAGCGGGGAAUGAAAUAUUUCUGCUGAUGGCUUGUACACUUAUCAGCUGAUUUCUUCUCUCUCGGUACCUCUCCUUGUGUCCAAUCCCCAUUUAAGAGUUGUCCAGAUGUCAGCCGGACGAUGUGCUUGGCUAAAAUCUGUUGUGAUCCGAGGACAUUUCUCGCAGCGCCAACAAACGCGCAGGUUAGCAGACGAAAAAGUGAUCUUCACAACUGUAUCGCUGGCGAAGUAGGGUUAGUGGAGAAACUCUUACCCGACGGUUAGCCAACCGAUCGCCGGGUCUUGUCGUUCAUGUAUCGUGAGUCCAUUGAACAAAUUUCAGUGCUUUUAUCCGCCGCGAGAGUUCACUCUGACUUUUCUCGAUGGUACUUUGAUGGAUCGGUCAGUUCGGGAGCCCGUAGAUUUUUGCACCGCAUCCAAUUCGUCGGACAUUCAGCUUCCAGGACCUAGCGGUGGACAUUCGGGACCUAGCACGCCCCUCUCUGCGGGACGGCUACUCUCGAGAAAUGCGAACGGGACAAUCGCCAUGACGUCGCAACCGACGAAUGAGUCGGAACUACAACUGUAUCGAGUCCUGCAGAGGGCUAAUCUACUGGCUUAUUACGACACUUUCAUUUGUCAAGGAGGAGACGAUGUUCAACAACUUUGUGAAGCCGGUGAAGAAGAAUUCCUGGAAAUAAUGGCUUUAGUAGGAAUGGCUAGUAAGCCACUGCACGUCCGAAGGCUUCAGAAAGCCCUCCAAGAGUGGGUUAGCAACCCAACAAUGUUUCAAACCCCACUUGUUCCAGCUCUGCCUCCCAGUCACCCAAACCAUCAUAUGGGUAGCAUGGGGGGUGGGGUAUCUCGGAGCGGCCUCCAAGGCAACAUGAGCCAAGCUCAGCCUCCUAUGCCCAUGAGGCCGAGCCCUCCUAUUCCGCCGAUGCUCACCAACAAUGCUCACUCGUCCCCUUCCCCUGGGCAUGGGGCCCAGAGCGCCAGCGGAGGCGGCAAAGAUGUGACUUCUCCGUCGCAGAUGCAGCAUCUUCAUCAUCAGCAGCAACAACAGCAGCAGCACCAACAGCAUCAACAACACCAGCAGCAUCUUCAUCAACAACAUCAGCAGCAGCAACAUCAUCAGUCCCAUGCUCCACCACAGUCUUCGCAGCAGUCCUCCCAGCAGCUGCAGCAGCAACAGCAGCAGCAGCAGCAACAACAGCAACAACAGCAGCCACCUCCGCCCACCCAUAGUCAGUUGCAACAGAUGUAUUCUCAGUCCUUGCCACCCGGCGGAGGAGAGUAUCUCACGAGUGACCUCAUGUUGUCUCUGACGCCUGUUCUGGUCGAAAGCCAAAUCCAGAGACUGUCCGAGACCACGGAGACCCUGAUCCCGUCACUACUGGUGCAGUUUGACCCCAAACAUCUAAAUAACAAGAAGAGGAUUAGUAAAGAAUUAGAGUAUGUCAUGAAUAUGCCAGAAGAUGAUCCUAGGCGCAUGGAUGAAAUUCGAAAGUAUGCAGCAAUUUAUGGGAGGUUUGACUGCAAGAGGAAAGCAGAGAAACCUCUAACCUUGCACGAGGAAUGGUUCCAGGUGUCGGUGAACGAGGCCGCUGCUCAGAUCUGCAAGCACAUUCCUGCUCUUCUCACUCGCAGGGACGAGUUAUUUCCUUUGGCCAGACAAGUGGUUCGGGACAGUGGAUACCAGUACUCGAAAGGCCAUUCCAGUGUGAACAAUACUUGCAGGUCUCAAUUAUAUAACAAAUCUUUUGACGAAGAAACUUGUAAAAGACUGCGUUUAGAUACCAGUCCAGGACAAGCAGGCGAUAAGCCUCAGAUCGAGGAGGAGCGAAAGAAACGACAGGAAAGGCUAGAAGCUAUAUCAGAGCAACUGAAACUCUUAGGCAGUCAGCAAGAAGAACUGAAAACCCGUCUUCAACAAGCUCGAGAUGCUCAAAAUUUUGGAGCAGUCACCCAUUUGCAGUCCCAGUUGGAGCAGAUUUCUACCCAACAAAUGCAGCUCAUAAAUGACCAGAGUGAAAUUAACAAACAGCUCAGAAGAAUAGAAAGAUACUAUCUUGGUGGGAAAGGCUGUGGAAGAUUAUCUUCCUGUUCCGAUCCUGAUAAAAUUGACAAUGAUGAUACAGAUUCACAGUUUUCAGCCUACAGCAAUGCAUCCUCUCCUACUCUGAGUCAUGAUGCUCAUGACUCACCAUCACAGGAUUCAAAUCAAUCUGUCCACACAACAGAUGUUUUUGGAACAAUGAAGAUGGUUAAGAAGACCAGUGCGCAAAUUACUAAGCAGCUAGUUCAGGAAACUCUGAUGGAUGAAGGUCUUCGUGUAGUCAAAGAAUUAGCCAACCAAAUUAAAGAAGAAAGUGAAAUUUCUGCCUUGGCUCCUCCUAAUGUUAGCCCACCUCGAAAUAACAACAGUACAACAUCUAAUGGUCCUACUCCAAAUAUUUCAAAUAAUUCAAAACCUGAGACUGGAAGUCGUCCCAGAGGCAGGCCUCCCAGACUUGACAGAGACUAUUCAAUAUCAACAGCAUCUGCAACUGGAGGUGGCUCUAGAGCUCCUACUCCUAUGAGUCAUCCUCCUCCAGCAUCUACUCCCUCACCUUCCACUACAAAUAAUAACAAUACUAAUAGUAAUAAUGGUGGAAACGCUCCUGCAUCAUCGCCAUCUGCUCAAAAUGGACGUACUAUGUCAUCUUCUGCAAUGAAUGGUCCAGCAUGCUCCUCUGAACCCCACAAUAACAACAAUAAUACUAGCAUCCCAAUCAGUGCCUCAUCUCAUUCUGUAGAUGGUUUUGCUAUGCCCAUGACAAAUGGAACGAAUGGCAUUAGCCAUCAUCAUCACCACCAACAUCACCACCAGCAACAUGGGACUGGAGGCAGCAAUUCCCCUGUUGUUGACAUCACUUCCUCUCCUGAGCCCAUGGGGAAAGGAGCUUCCAACAGCCUCAAUGCCCUACUCGCCUUUUCCCAAAAAGGGAUCAAACAAGAGCCCUCCUCUCCAAAUAACGCUUAUAAAAUAGACUGAGGCCUUCAGUAUUAAAAUGCUAUUAACCAAACUUCUACUGUCUCUCAUGUAGAUAAGUCUUUACUUUUUAACAAAGAUUUUUAUUUCUCUUAAGUAUAUUUUCUGUUGCUGCUUCCACACAUUUAUUUACGUUUUAUAAUUUUAGCAUUGUUAUUAAUUUGAUUGCUUUUGUAAAUUAGACAGUUAUCAUUUCAUACAUCCACUGCCACAUAGGUAAAGUGGUUCUCUGCUGUUUCUAUUUCAAAGAGUAGUUACUAGUUGUGUGACAUCAUUUAAUAAAAAAAAAACAUUAAAAUUGAAAAUAUUGUUGCAUAGAGAGACUCUAACAGAGCUGAAGAUUGAAUCCAUUCCAUUGGUGCAGUAUAAAAUAUUUGUGUGCAAUAACCUGUUAUUAAAGUCCUUCCGUUUAUGGACUUGGGCCAAAACUAAAUGAAAAGUAAGGAUUUAAAAUCUUGGCAGAAUAAUGUCUGUGAUUCUUCGUUCUUCAAUCCAUGAAUAUAAGUUUUAGCAAUUUAAUGCUGACCUGGUCAGUGCUCCUGCAAUGUGCCGUGAAUUUCGUGUGUGCAUGUUGCUUUAUGGAAGUCCUAGACCUCCGCCUUUGCCUAGUCCGCUGUGACCAGUGCAGUACUCGUCUGAUCUUAAUCUUAUAAAAGACAGACGUUAAACUUCUGAUGGAUCUUUCACUUGAACAGAAUCUCCUGAGGUGGUGCUCAGCAGGAGACAAAUACAUUUUUCCCUACAAACUAUCCUCUUAUUCAGUGGUUUUCAGAACCAAAAGCUUCAGGCCGGUGGCAUGAAACUUGAAAGACAUGAUUUUAGGGAUGUGUAUAGAAUGAAGUGCAGAAUGAGCUUAAAUCUUUGUAAAUCACUUGAAAUAAUCUCCUGCUCAUAAGUGGAAAACAUUCUCCCUGAAACCACUACCAAUGCCAAUUGUGAGUACAGCAGAAAAAAUUUCAAAGUUUUCUGUUCUCUUUUUCAUCUUUGUACAAAAAAGAUGAUAUAAAUAUAUAGCUAUAUAUAGGGGAAAAUCAAAUAUUGGUGUUCUACAGAGAUCUGCAGUAUCAUCAUACCAUGCUUGAUUCAGAUAUCUGUGAUUACGGUCAUUUAUUUGUCAUGCUCGUGAACAUUUUCUUACUCACACGAUAAAUCUGUUUCCAAAGGGACAUGAAGCGUGAGCUGGACUUGUUAUGUACAAGAGGAAUGGAAUGGGAACAAUGAAAUCCAUCUGAGUUGAUAGACAACAACAAUCAGUGCAUUUAGUGAUAUGAUGCCAAAAUUGUACUUGAGAAAGUGACGUUCCAUCUUAGUUUUCUAAAUUAAGAGUUGUGUGAUGUGAUAAAAUGUGAUAGUGUUUACACCCUUAAAUGUUAUGCACAGAUAGCUACCAAAGUCUCAAUCGCAUACGACUUUCUCAUUCAGCAUUCUUUAAGCUCCGUGCGCUGAUAGCUAGUCUUCAAUUGAAGAAUAAAAGAGAAAUCAAACCUUUAAUAUAAACAAAUUGCACAACCCUAAUCUGAGUUUGGUCACCUAAGCGCGUGAAGUGCAAAAGAUUGGAUGCAGUAAUGUGUCUCAUUUUCACUACAUGCUGCUUGGUGUAGGUUAUCUGAAAGGCUUGAUUUAUGUUUCUUUCCUUUGCUUUAAAAGAAUUCUGUGCAAAAUCCAAAAAUAUUAAAUUUUACAGUGCUUAUAGCCUUGAACAUCAGCUAAUAUGAAAUUAUUUCAAUUAGCUGAUCCAAAAUCUGAAUGACGAAUAUGUACUUCAUCAAUUAGGCUACAAGCACUUUUUAAGUAAUACACUUAUACCAUCUUUUUGUUUUAAUUGAAAUGCUUUAUUCGAGAUUGUGUUUUAUACGAGUCUAACCACUCUCUGAAUGCAAUAUUGAUAACACUAGCACUGCUCGCACUACAACAAAUCUUAGGCGAAUAGAACGUGAGUAGUGUGAUAGUGUUGAGUUUAUUGUAUAUCAAUUCAUGUUCAAGGCUAUAUUGGUGUGCAUUUCUUUAGAUAUUGCUUAUAUAAAUCAAUUAUUUAAUUUAAAUAUAAACUUGUGUUGCUGCAAAUGCCUUAGAUGUGGCUUUAGUUCUUCCUGUUCAAAACAGGUCUCAUUUUGUUUAUCUUUUCGGUUUGUAAAUAAUAUGUCAUAUAUAAGUAUUUAAUCUAAGAGUAAAUUAGUGUAAGCGCAUAAUUGAAUGUUUAUAUGAAAUAAUUUUUUUACAUUCAAAAGCAUCUCUAAGAUAAUGCGAUUUUUUUCUUAACAGAAACAGAUCCAUGAAUAUAAAAAAUUAUCUUUUAACGAGUGCAGUAGUAUGCUAAUUUGCCGGGUAGAUGCAAAACUAUUUAAUUGAUCGUUAAGUUUAGGGAGAAACUGAAAUUAUAAAUUUCAUUUCUAUUGUUAGAACUGAUUGGUAAUGAGAUUGUCUUCCUUUGAUUUACAUUUUCUGAAAAAGUCAUGAAAACCUCAUUUGCCUGUGCAAUAAAAUAAUUGGGUUUUAAAUGUGUUGAAUUUUUUACAUCAUUAUGUUAUUGUUUCUUAGCAGUUAUAUUUGAAUUUUCUCUAUAUAAAUAUUCAAACAUGAAGUAAUGUUUCUAUCAAGUUUCAAUAUUCUAAUUCUAUAAAUAACUGUGCAAUACAGGUUGUCCCUGAAACAUUUUUAUUAACCUUACUCAAGUAACAGGAAGAAACUCCAUGUUUUUAUUGUUCAUUUUCUUUUUGCAUUAAUAUUUUUUUAUUUCGUUACUUUGUCACAGAUUAUCAGAUUAGUGGGAAAUUUUAAAAUGCUUUAUUUUUUUAAAUGAUUGGGGUCAUUUUGUAUUUAAGAGAUAUGAAUACUUUUAUUAAUAAUUCCUUUUUAUUGUGUUUUUAACAGAAAUUUUCAGAUUGUGAAAUUGUUAAAAACCUGCGUUUAAGUUGAAAUUAGAGAAAUAAACAAUGUUACAAAGUUAUACAUUUAUCCUUGUAGUGCUUUCAUGAAACAUUGAGUUUAUUAAUAAACCAAUUUGCAAUAAAUAUUAAAUGGUUUUAACGUUUUUGUAUAUAUAUGUUAACAUUUUGUGACAUAAUAAAUUAUUCGCUCUUCCAAGUAAGAAUGUAUUAUCCAGUAUUGUUGUUAUAGAAUCCAAUUCUCUUUUUAUGAUGUCAGUGAAGGUAAAAUGUCCCAACUACAUCCUGAAGUGUAUCAGACUGAAUAUUUAUGACUUAGAAACAUGAAAGUCAAUCUUUUUCCCAUAAAAAGACUUUUACCAUAGUCAGUUUCAAGCUAUCACUUUCAUCUUCAUACAAAAUUAUUAAUUUUAUUUUCUUUGAAAAAUUUAUAGUCAUCAGUGAAACAUUAUUUUCCGUUGCCAUGUUUAAAGAGUUAUUUAUAGUUAAAUAUGCUUUGACUACAGCUAUGAAAAAUGAAGAGAUAUUAUGUAUCAUUAACUUAAAAUUUAGAAAUGUUAGAGCAGUACUAUCUAACUUUUGUAAUAUAUUUCACUUAUAAUUCGAGAGAUUUACUUUCAAGUAUUGUGAUACUCAAACCAGCUAUUUGCAGCAGUUCUUAGCAGCAUUUUUUUACUUUAAAUAACAAAAAGGAGACCUUAAUUCAGGUCUCAUAAAAUUCACAGUUUUUUAUCAUAUACAUUUUUAUUCUAUUGUUUCUGACUAAGAUGAAAAGAGGUGUGUAUUUUGACUAUUCUGCUGAGAACUGCUGUCAGGUUAUGCUGCUGAUGAAAAAUAAAUAAAUAAAUAAAUCAAAAUAUAUGUGAAUUUUCAAACAUAAUUUUCUUGCUCUUCAUUUUUCAAAGUUUCCUAGCCUAGUCUCUAAUUUUAAUGGAAACUUUGCUGUUGUCAAUGCAAAUGAAAUGCGAUUGAGGUGUAUUUUUGUCAAGAGUGUUCCUGUUUUGGCUGUCAUAUCUGAAUAAAAUUCAAUUCCCCUUCUG